GGAAAGAGUAGUCGAAAAUUGAAUGCUGCAAAAGGGUUUCCAAUUUCAAACUUUGUGUAAAAUAUCUGAAAAUUCUGAAAUAUUAAAUGGAAAACAAUACGAUUAAUUUUGAUAUGAUUUAACUGUGGUUUUAUGAUGAAAAGGACGCGACAAGUGUACGUGCAUAAUUUCAAUGUAUGAUGCUACUCGGGGAAUUUGCAUGCAUUUUACCAUUUUGUUUAAUGAGUUUUGUUUAUUCGACCAAUCAAAUUCAGGAUUCAUGUCGAGGUCUAGAAUCAUCACAUUUAUUAGACAAAGCCUUCCCACGAUAUGGACGACUACCCAAAGGAGUAAGCUAUGUGUACGAUACCGAGGCUCACGUGCAUGCGUAUAAGUUUUUGAAGGACAUCACGUACAUAACGAUGGAUUCGUCUGAAAUUCUAAAACAAUGUCGAUACUUUCCGAACGAAUUUUCAGUGUUUUUCAUUAUUAAACAUAGUCGGACUUACACGGGGAAAGAAUGUGUUUUAGUAGUAGGAGAUAAAGAUUCAAACAUCAUGUCUAUAAAAAUUAGCAGAAGAAACAUUUUUUUUAUAUAUAAAAGUAAAAAAGUGAAAUUUAAAAAUGAGUUUCUACGUGACAACAAAUGGCACACUUUAGGAUUCAGUGUAGGAGGCACUCAUGUCACUAUGACAACCGAUUGUAUAAAUACAAAACAUAAACGGUUAAAGAGAGACUUUCCGGAUAACGUCGAUGCAGUGCACAAAACAGUAACGAUAGCCAGUUGUGAUAAAAACAGUGGGGUGUUUCAGGGCCAGUUACGUGAUAUCAUAUUUACUCCAGGGAUCGACGCUACAACCAGAGCAUGCCCAUCUAGGGUACCGAGACACACUCACAUGAAUAAUAAAUUACCUAUAUUUCCAGACACGUACGGAUCGGACUCUCCAGGACCUCAAUGGGAAGAUUGUACCUGGAUGGACGUCGGAAACAUCGCUUAUGACCUCUACGCUAAAUCUCUCAAGGUGUGUGUCAAUGGAAUCUGGAAACACGUGACCGUCGACGUCAAAGCCGAUAUUCCCAGAAAGCUAGACUAUCUUGAACUCUAUCAAGAAAUAAAAACUCCUGGGCCCGGGAUCGACGUCCAUGUUUUUACUAUCGAAGGCGAGGGAAUGUUUGCCGUCUUUGCAAAUACGAGGAAGAAACUUGACGACGUAUCGGGAUUAUAUAAAUGGAAAAACAAAAAGUUUAUGCUAUACCAAAAACUUUCAACAUACGGAGCACAGAGCUGGACUCAUUUUAAGAUACAAAACGGGUUUUUCCUUGCAGUUGCAAACUAUGGCCUGAAUGACCAGCCGCAAAGUAAUUCCACCAUUUAUAAAUGGAACCGUGGAAGAAAGAGAUUUAAUGUUUUCCAGACCAUUCCAACAUGGACUGCAAGAGAUUUUGAAUAUUUUAAAAUAGAUGGAAGGGAUUUUUUGGCUGUAGCCAAUCACGCUAAAGGUUCAAGCCAAGAUGUUGAAUCUGUUAUUUACAAAUGGAACCCAUCAUCACAAUUAUUUGAAGAAUUUCAAUCGAUAAUGACUACUGGUGCUUAUGAUUGGACUUAUUUUACUGUGGAAGGAUACCAUUUUCUUGCAUUAGCACAGGCUUUUAAUGGGAUUACUACGCUAUUUGAAUCCAGAAUUUAUGUCUUUCAGAAGAAUGGCUUUUAUUUGUUUCAAACAAUGGAGACAAACGGUGCUACAGAUUGGGAAUUUUUUACUAUUUCUGGCUCAGCGUUUCUAAUUGUGGCCAAUGCGUACAACUACGGACCUCAGAAUUUUAAAAACAAAAAUACCUACCUCACAAACUCUGUCCUUUACAGACUCAACAUAGAUAAAAAGGGAUUUGAAAGGUUCCAAGUGUUUAGCACUUACAGCGCUGUUGAUUGGGAGUUCUUCUCCAUCGAUGACAAUUCGUACCUGAUUGUAUCUAAUGCUCAAAAUGGCGGAAAUGAAGAGGAACAGUUAACUACAAUAUACCGGUGGCAAGGAAUGGACAAAUUCGUUCCCGUUCAUAAAAUGUCGACACUUCCAAAUACUGACUGGGAAGUGUUUCAUGAAGGAAACGAUCUGUAUUUUAUUUAUGCAAAUGCAAAGGGUCGGACUUCACAAGUGCUUAAAGCCAGAUUUUAUCCAACGUGAUUCAUGUUCCAAACUCGGAACUAUUCGGAAUGUUCGUAAACGGUAGAAACGAUCGGAUUCGUUAUAUCUGGUUCUCUAUAAACAGUAGCUUUACAAACAUGCGGGGUCGACCUUUCUCUUUCUUCACGAGUCACACAAACUGUAAUUAUCGACCUGUUCUGGGUAACCUGAUCUAUACAAACACUCUGCCAAUUGAUAUAAGAGUAGAGGGCCAACGUCCCGGACUAUUGAUCGCCGAUGAAGUUUUAAAUCUGAAGUUUCACAUAAAUAUUAUAGACGUAUAUAGUAGAAAAUUGUUUGAACGGCGGUAUCAUACAUUCGAGUUACACUAUAGGAAGUAUACCCCGUUAACAAAAAUCCUUGAAUAGUGUUGCCAAUGGUAUUUUAUGAACCAGUUUUAUGAUUUGGUUCUAUGAAUAAAUGAAAUGUUAGAUUGUAGACAGCUGUACAUAUUUGAUAUUAUUUAUUACAGGGACAGAUGCAACAUUUCUAUCGGCACACGUACUUAAACAUUUGGGCGCCAAUGUAAACUGAAUAAGAUACACAUUAAACCAACAAAUUUAAUCUUUAGUAAAAGUGCGAUAAAAAAUACAAUUGAAAAUUCGCUACCAGAUUGCAGAUGUCAUGCCAUUGAUACGUAUUCUUUGCGAAUUGUUCCAUAAGUCUUGAAUUAGUGUCUUUUGUCCGAGGAUGUGAAAAAGAUAUUUUGUAGGCCAAGUUUUCCUGUCCAACUCAGAAACUCGCUAAUCACACACCCUUACAAAAAGUAAAUAAGAAACCUUGUAGAAAGUUUGGGGGCCUCAGUGGCCGAAUGAAUUAGUAUUCAAACUACUUUAUCACAAGGUUCGAAUGCCGCACGUGGCAGGCAAACUCGACUCAAAUCUUAUAGGACUGUCAGCGUUUCAACUGAAGGUCUCAUGUUCUCUCUUGGCAUUGUGGCUUUCUCCACCAUUAUCGAUCGCAACGAAAUAACACAAUAGAGUUGCCAAUCAAUCAAUAAGUUUGACUUGAAUCGGAUGAUGAAUUUCAGUAUACUUAAGGAUGUUCGCUUGUCAUAUUUUGGAAUUUUUGUCAUAUUUUCAGAAUCCUCUGUUUUUUUUUCCCAUUUGAAUGCCUUAAAAAGUUUGCCCAUUGGCCCCCAUUUUUCUUUUUAUAAAUCUUUUACAUGUAUGAUUAUUAGCCAUCUUUUAAAGUGUUAUAAAAUCUUUGUUAUUUUUUAAUAGUUUUUGAGAACUUAAACGUGUCAAUGAUAAAGCUAUGAAAAGUAAAGAGAGAACAUUAUCCCGUCAAAAUUUCAAUUGCUAAUAUCUCGAAAACAAGCACAUUGACCUAUAUAUAUUUUUUUUGGCUUUUUGGAUUCCUUUAUCACCUAUGAUAUCAACAUAUAUUAGUGUUAUGAAAAGAUUGUUAUUUUGAAAUUGAGUAGCAAACCUCGUUAAACCCGAGAUGUGAGUUUUCUUGCUUACUCGCAAUUAGAUAGUGAGUUACUGGCGCACAGGCGAAAUUUUCGGUUGUCUAUCAGUAUUCAUUAAACCUGUGACCUUAAAAACCGCGGACAUUAAAUAAUCUAGUUCAUUGUAUGAAUGACAACUUUUAAAAAAAAUGAGAUCGAUAUCAUUCGGAAAGAUGGACUUUUUCUUUUAUAAAUAAAUACUUUAUAGUCUUAUAUUUUCCCUCAAUAACGACCUAUUUACUAGUUUUUCAUUUAGAAGCUCUCACCAUUUUCUGCAGCUCCAUUCAAAUUUAAAAAAAUCGAUUAAAAUUCAACGAAUACUGCAAAAAUUAUUGUGAUACAGUAUUUUUAUUUUUACAUGAGUGGUAGGACAUUGACGUCAGGACAUUU
Molecule: messenger RNA, 4005 nt
Organism: Mytilus trossulus (common blue mussel)
Lineage: Eukaryota; Metazoa; Mollusca; Bivalvia; Mytilida; Mytilidae
Product: thrombospondin-type laminin G domain and EAR repeat-containing protein-like
Exons: 9
Coding region: 177-2162 (661 amino acids)
Biological process (GO): signal transduction
Source: RefSeq, a predicted model, not a curated record